Molecule: messenger RNA, 5204 nt
Organism: Amyelois transitella
Lineage: Eukaryota; Metazoa; Arthropoda; Insecta; Lepidoptera; Pyralidae
Gene: Sik2
Product: serine/threonine-protein kinase SIK2
Exons: 9
Coding region: 508-4122 (1204 amino acids)
Biological process (GO): protein phosphorylation; microtubule cytoskeleton organization; intracellular signal transduction
Cellular component (GO): cytoplasm
Molecular function (GO): tau-protein kinase activity; protein serine/threonine kinase activity; ATP binding
Source: RefSeq, a predicted model, not a curated record
CCGAAGCCGCAGGUAGUGUGGUCCACGAGUACGCGGCCCGACUCGAUCGACUGGCGGUUCAGUACCCCGGUUGACGGCCGGCGAGGCGGCGGCGGCAACGGAGCCCUACUGCAAAUUACGCGCACGCCGCCUCUGCGCGAUUUUCUAUCUGUAAAUAUUUUUCGUACACAAACGCCUAAUGUGCAAGUGUCAUGCGAGUCCAGACUUAAUAAAAUAAAAAUUAUUAUAUGUGUUUUGUAAAUCAUCUAACGCAACAUCUUUGAUAUGAUCUUUACCAAUGAAUAAACAAUAAUGGACGUAAAUAUUAAUACUUACGUAUUUGAGGACAAUGACGUUAAUUUAAAGUAGAUUCAGUGUUGUUUCCGAUAUUGGUGUUAAAACUGACGAUCACAUAUUAUGGCCAACAGGAGUGUUACGUUGGCUUGCUUUGAUAAUUUUGACUGUAUCAGAAUCCUGGUGUGAUUAGUGUAAGGAAUUAUAUGUCAAUCCUGUAAAAAGCAGCUGACAAUGGCGGAACGUGAACGUCCUGCUAAAACCCCUAUCAGGGUGGGAUUUUACGACAUCGAGAGGACCAUUGGCAAGGGAAAUUUUGCCGUCGUUAAACUAGCACGACAUCGAAUAACGAAGACUGAGGUAGCAAUUAAGAUUAUAGAUAAAUCACAAUUAGACGCCAGCAAUCUUCAGAAGGUGUACCGAGAAGUGGACAUCAUGAAGAGACUGGAUCAUCCACACAUAAUUAAGCUUUAUCAGGUCAUGGAGACGAAGAAUAUGAUUUACAUAGUUUCCGAAUAUGCAAGUAAAGGAGAAAUUUUCGAUUACAUCGCAAGGUAUGGCCGGAUGGCGGAGCAGGCUGCAAGGAGAAAGUUCUGGCAAAUUCUAUCAGCUGUCGAGUACUGUCACGAAAGGCGGAUCGUGCACAGGGAUCUUAAGGCGGAGAACUUAUUACUGGACGCGAACAUGAAUAUCAAGAUAGCCGACUUCGGAUUCAGUAACUACUACGCCACUGGAGAACUCCUGGCGACUUGGUGCGGGUCCCCUCCCUACGCCGCCCCAGAGGUCUUCGAAGGAAAGCGGUACACCGGACCAGAAAUUGACAUAUGGAGUCUCGGAGUGGUGCUUUACGUGCUGGUCUGCGGAGCACUGCCCUUUGACGGCUCCACCCUCCAGUCGUUAAGGGAUCGGGUACUGUCGGGAAGAUUCAGGAUACCCUACUUUAUGAGCGAAGACUGCGAAUCAUUGAUCCGCAAGAUGUUGGUGCUGGAACCUAUGAAGCGAUAUACCAUAGAGCAGAUCAAGAAGCACCGGUGGAUGGCAGCGGAGCCAUACGUGGUGCCGUCGGUUGUGGCAGACCCGGCCCGGAGCCCUGCGCACGCGCCUGUACAUCAUGAGCCUAACGAACAGGUGCUGAGAUUGAUGCAGAGUUUGGGAAUCGACCCUGUUAAAACUAAAGAGAGUCUCCGAUCCAAUAGUUACGAUCAUCAUGCAGCAAUCUACCUUCUUUUAUUGGAACGUCUUCGAGCGAGGGCGGCCAGUGGGGCAACUGUGGCGUGCUCUGAAGCAAGAAAUAGACCUUCCAGACGACCUUCUUCUGUGGCGGACCAAGCUCUUUCAAGAGACGUCCAUGACGGAAGAAGAGAACAUCAUACGAGAUUACUACACACUGGUGAUUCCACAUCAAGGGAGUACAGUAGGGCAACACCUACAAUAUCAGCUGCUCCAGCCGAUUCAUCGACUUCUGAAACGCAGCGGUUGUUGUCCCUCGCAGGUGUGAACAUGACUGAACAAAGACUGCUCCAGCGAAAUCCCGACUCGGACACGCAUCGGAGCUUCCUUGUCGGAAACCUCGACGUUGCAUCCAGGGGUCACGAAGCAGAGUCAACAAGGCUGCUGUCUAUGAGAAAUAUCGAUGUAACACAAUCCACUCAAAGAUUAGGCACGAAGCUUAAUGAAGGCAUCGUCCCCACUCAUAGGUUACUCACUUCAACAUAUGAACAGCAACAAAAUAUAUUAAAACAAUCAAGCGAAGACUGCAGACGACUACUUCAACAAUCGACAACAGUCGGUCCCGAAACAAAUAAAAGUACGAACGACGGAACAAGAUUGCUGACGUCGUCUAGUUUUGAUUCUAAAUGUGCUAUAGACGGGGGGAGAAAUUCAUCGACCAAUGAUCAUAACGUCAUUGCAAAUUUUCUGCAAAAUUCUGCUUCAGCAACAAAUUUCAACGCAGAAACCGUUAAGUUACCCAGCUCGACGACAUUUACAAUGUGUUCUGAAGCAGCUAAGUUAAUGAAUACUUUGCAGCAGUCUCCUCUGCCACUGAAAGGAACUGUAAACUUAAGCACUAGUCCAAUACCGUCGCAAUUAACUGAUACCAAACUUAGUAGUGUAUUAGAGCAACCAAAGCCAUUAGAAUCAACUAGAUUAGUUUCACAAGCUCAGCAACAGGAUUUAAACCGUUUGCAAACCAGUACACCUCCAGUCAAAGACUAUAUGAAUCAUCUUCCAACCUAUUCAUAUUUGCCAAUGCCGCCCAUUCCAAAUACAAAUGAAACAAAUUUUCCUGCAACUGCUACAGCCACUGGUGAUUUAUUUCCAAAUUCAUUAUAUAGGCCAGAUAGCAAAUUUUCUUUAAACAGAUAUACUACGGGUCAGACUUAUACACAAGCUAUGCAAAGUAAUGCUACGACUGAAACUACAAAAUUUCAACAGCAGUAUUCAUCGUCAACCGACGAAGGUUGCGAGACAGAUAUGGAGGAUGUAGCGAGCGUUCCAAGUGGAGUCCAAAACAGAUUAAGCUCAUGUGCUAGUUCUAGUUCCAGCAGCGGAGUCAUCACUUUUUUUAAUAACAAAAGCCUCAGUCAGAAUUUAAGCUGUGACUCAUCACAAAGUAAUUUUUCUACAUUUGAAAGCCUGGAUUACCAACUAUCAGACUGUUCUAGUGAAUUAGCCAGCAGCCUACCAAGUUGCACGUCCAAUGAUGACAAACUUGCCUAUGAAAAUAGUUCAUUAGUCAAUACAAGCCCUAUGCAUCCGUGUGUUUAUAUAUCUUCGUAUAAUAAUAAAACAUCAGGAACUGGGUUUAUUGCUCGUCAUAAUCCAAUCAACUAUCAAACCGCUAAUAAAAACUGUCCCAGAGCAAUUAAUCGCAGCCCAGUGGACUUCAGAGAAGGACGACGAGCAAGUGACGGUUUAGUGGCACAACAGGCUGCACAAACUAAUGACACUCAAAAAAAUUGUUUGGCAUUCAAUAGUCAAAGAUUGAACGAAAAUUGUAAAGCGAAAGGAGUAUUAGAACUGCACUUAGUUCAGAAAGAAGCACAGAAGUUGAAAACUCAGUAUCAGUCUACAAUUCCUGCCGAAGAGAUGACCCAAAGGCAACUGCAACAUAAUCAAUUUGCUGCCAGCUUUAGUCCUCAUUACUUAGAGAAGAACCCUACCAAACGCAUCAGUCUUCCGGAAACCUUUAAUUAUUCAAGUACAUCACCGCCCAUGCCUGCUAGUCCUAAAAUGGUGGCUCAGUUACAAGAACCGACAGAAUUACCUCACGGAGCUACGGUAUCACAAGUCAGUAAGCCACCUUUGCAGCAGCAGUUAAUGCAACACAGGCUGUUCCAACAAAAGCGACAACUACUGCAGAAGCAGAUGACUCCUCCUAACUUGCCUGCUCACGACAUGGGCCCUCUUCACAGUCUUGCCGUCUCCGGGCUUAGUAGGCGACAAAUGCUCCGCCAACAAAGUUACAAAAUAGCCCAACAGCAGCAAAUCUUACCGCCUUUACCCCUGACCGAAACGGAGAACCGAGACCUGCUCGCGUUCCAAGCUAUAGUGGAAGGGCCGCAUCGUUCUCCGAAACCGAAAGAGGAGAGUGAGGAGGCGUCGAAGUUUGCGUAUCAAGGAUCGAUGGAGAUAAGCAUAAUGAAUAAGGACAGGCUCGGGAACGAGAAUUGGUCCAACUUGCCGUCCAGCUUGCAGAGCGCGUGCCAGAUCUCGGAGCUGUCGGCGCGGCGCGAGGCGGGCGCGGAGGGCGGCGCGCCGGCCGCCGACGCGCUGUGGCCCGCGCAGUGGAACGCCGGCCUGUUCCAGCCGCCGCCCUGCUUCCAGGUAUUCCGACAGAUCAACUAGUUAGUAGAUCUCCACGUAAUUAGAGCGUAGAUUUGGUAGUGUCGAUGGGGGCAUAAACGCUCAUCACCAGGUGUUGCAUGCUGAUUAGAAUUAUUUGCAAUUAUUUUGUAUUAUUCCGUAUACUAAAUUGGAAUUUAUUAUAGAUAUGAACAAGAAAAUUUUAACUGUAUUCUCCUGUUCCGUAAUAAUUUGUAGUAAGUAACAAUAAUGGCGUUGUAAUUUUCAUUUUAGUACGGGACCUGUAAGAUAUUAAAAUUGAAACUCCACCUCAGUGACAAUUAAUAAUACUUGCCCCCACUAUUUGCACGCAGAGUGAGUUUGUUGCGUAGCUUUAAAGUUAGAACAGCGACUUGAUGCGUUCACUAGAUCAAUUUGUUGGUCUCAUGUUGUUCAUAUUCGUUAGGCAUCGUAUUAUGAGCAUAAUGUUGACGUUGCAUAAAAUCACCAGUAUGAAUUUUAGAAUGCAUGACAAUAAUUAGUGCUUUAAAUUAUGUAUUACGUUACACGGUUCAUAUUAUAGGUAUAAUGUGUAUUGAAAGCAUUUCGAUGUUCAAAUGACUGCCAUUAAUCUGAUUCAAUUAAUAAUCACAAAAUUAUGAAUUUAACAAUUAUGAAUAUUAGUCGUUAUAAUUACUUAUGGCAGCGAUCAAUUAUAUGAAAGGAAAUUUGCACAGAAUACAUUAUAAACUAAAAUACUAUGUACUCAAUAAUUAUAAUUGUUUUGAUUUUCAUUCCUAAUUAAGUGUCGUUUAAUAAAAUUCAUCGUUUUACUCUAUUCCAUUAUGGAUACUUGCCAAUGUAUUAUUUUAUCAAGACCUAUAUUAUUUUUACCAUUGUAAUACUGCAUUUCAUGUUUUUCAAACAUAACUUCAAUGUUCCUAAGUAAAUAUUUGUCUACUUCAUGGUACAUUAUAAGGUCUAUAUUUAUUAUAAUUAUUCUAAGUUAUUUGAUAAUUUCUUAACGAAAGUCUGUAUAGAAUUUUUGUUAUUAUUUGCAAUUUAUAUUAUAAUAUAUAAGAUGUGAUAGCUUUACUUAGAAGCAAGUUUUAUUUAAAAUGUAAGUAAAUGUAAUAUGUAUAAUA